Messenger RNA from Naegleria lovaniensis, 1752 nucleotides. RefSeq lists its product as uncharacterized. Gene Ontology annotation, biological process: protein dephosphorylation. The transcript is spliced from 3 exons. The coding region runs from base 1 to 1752 and encodes 583 amino acids. Lineage: Eukaryota; Heterolobosea; Eutetramitea; Acrasida; Naegleriidae. Gene Ontology annotation, molecular function: protein tyrosine phosphatase activity. The record is from RefSeq and is a predicted model, not a curated record.
AUGCAGCAAGCAUGCACAAACCCAGUAGUAGCCACAACAGCAGCAUCUAGUAGUAAUCCUAAGAAAAAGCCCUAUAAGUCUGCUCUCCGCGAGGAGAUGGCUAAGACAUUUGGAAAGUUCAUUGUGCAAGAGAGAGAACAAAAAGUAUCUAACAACAAGUUAAUAGAGGCAAAGCCUAAAACAGCAAUCUCUGAUUUCCGUCCUACCGCAAGCGUCUUCAGUAAUGCACUCUCAGACGAUACACCACAUUCAUCAUUAGGAGGUAUGAACCAGACAAUAUUCGAUAAAUUAGCAACACCAAAUAUUGUUCGUCAUGACUCUCUCACCUUUCAAUACACAACAUUUUCAGAGGACGAUGAUGAGUACACUCAACCGAUUGCCGAUAUCAAUGAGUUCGUCCAAAAGUUUCUUUCAAACACUGACGAUGAAGAAGAAUAUGACGAUGGAGACGGGUUUUCUCUGAUAACUACAUCCAAGCCAAAGCCAUGUGCAAAGUUUGACGCUUUUACUUCAAGCUCCGAUUCUCAAUUUGAUGACUUUGAACCCACAACACCAAAGAACAAGCCAAACAUCUCUGCUUUUGAUUUCACAAGUGCACCAACUAACGUUUCCAACGUGUUUGAUGAUUGCACAUCUUCAUCAUCAUCGUCGUAUGAUGCAUUUGCAUCAGAAGAAGGAUUAAACAACAACAAUAAUUGGUCGGGGAUGACACGAAAAGCAUCUGGAUUGGCACCACGAAAAGCCAGUGUGGCUCUAUUCGCCAAGCCGAUCGAAAACGACAGAUUAGACGAUGAAUUUCAAGCUUUAAAGAAAUUUGAAACAAGGUUACAAAGAAAAAGCGGUAUGCACACCAGUGGAUACCGUCAACACAAUCUUCCUAAAAACCGAUACAAGAAUAUUUUACCCAAUGAGAAUACUAGAGUUUUACUAAAAUCAAGAGAACGUUUAGAACCUGGAUCUGACUAUAUCAAUGCAAACCACAUUAUUACACACUCUACCCAAAAUUUUAAACACAUCAGACUAUCCUCUCCUCCAACCUAUAUUGCCACCCAAGCUCCUCUUCCUUGUACAUUUUGCGAUUUUUGGCGAAUGAUUGUCGAACACAAUAGUACUAUUAUUGUUAUGCUAAGCAAUGAAAUUGUGUCGUCGGACUCAGAAAGCGACGGCGAAGCAAAAGAAGGUACUGACCUAUUUGAUCAAUGCUUCAACAAGAACAAAGUGAAUAAGUACUGGCCUUCUCUGCAUGAAAGAAAACAGUAUGACGAAGUGACGGUAGAGACUGUUUUACAAGAAAUAACUCCGUACGACUUUACUUACAGGCAGUUUAUAGUUCAUCACGAGUCACUACCGAGCUCAGGAAGAUUAAUACAUUUUUAUCAAUAUACAGGAUGGCCUGAUAUGGGAGUUCCUGACAACACUGACUCAUUUUUUAAAUUAAUAGAAAGUAUUGACAACCUGAAAAAGCGCCCUGAUUAUAUUCCCGGUCCAAUAACGAUUCAUUGUUCUGCUGGCGUUGGUAGGACAGGAACAUUUUGUACAAUACACAUUCUACUUUCACAAUAUCAGGAAUAUUUACGAUUAUCGAAGGAAGAACGGGAUAAUGAUAUCAAUUUUGAUUUUAAUAUUUAUAAAAUUGUAAAGCAACUCAAAAAUUUGAGAGUGGGAAUGGUUCAGCGAAAAGAGCAGUACCGCUUCUGCUACACAGCUGUUCGAGACGGUAUUAAUCAAAUACACCAAAAUUACUCGAUUUAG